Polyodon spathula (Mississippi paddlefish) is the source of this 6208-nucleotide messenger RNA. RefSeq names its product CUGBP Elav-like family member 2. The record is from RefSeq and is a predicted model, not a curated record. The coding region runs from base 351 to 1958 and encodes 535 amino acids. Gene Ontology annotation, biological process: regulation of alternative mRNA splicing, via spliceosome; mRNA splice site recognition. Gene Ontology annotation, molecular function: mRNA 3'-UTR binding. The transcript has 16 exons. NCBI's taxonomy places the organism in Eukaryota, Metazoa, Chordata, Actinopteri, Acipenseriformes, Polyodontidae. Gene Ontology annotation, cellular component: cytoplasm; ribonucleoprotein complex; nucleus.
UCUAGAUGUUUCUCUGUUUAUUCCACAAAGAAAGCCAGAGGACGGUGUUAAUAAAGAGAGAUUUCACAGAGAGUGGCACUGGGGAUGAAGUGAGAUACACUAAGAUAAAGGUCACAUUUGAUCAGUUGGAGCAGAUUAUGUGGGCUUUAAAAGGUAGGGGCAGAGAAAUGAAGCCAAGGUUAGAAAGCAAUAUAGUGCAGGAUUGAUUCUGGGGGCGGAAGUAAGCUAUGACAAGUGCUUAUCAGCCAGAGAAGUAGGACGAGUUAAACUGGGCUGUUGUCAUUUGCAGACGAAGUACAGCACUCACUGCUUUUGUUCAGGCUUCCACCCCCCUGUGCUGCUAGUUAACAAUGGUUUCUAUAAUUUCCGAUCUGGAUCCAAUGAAAGGCUGGGAAGUAUUAAGACAGGACCCCUCUGAACUGUCUGGAACUAUCCAAAGUAACGGCACUGCUAGCAAGAUGAAUGGAGCACUAGAGCACUCGGACCAGCCAGAGCCAGACGCCAUUAAAAUGUUUGUUGGACAGAUCCCUCGGUCAUGGUCAGAAAAGGAGCUAAAGGAGUUGUUUGAACCAUAUGGUGCAGUCUACCAGAUUAAUAUCCUCCGAGACAGGAGUCAGAAUCCUCCUCAGAGUAAAGGUAAAGGCUGCUGUUUUGUAACGUAUUACACAAGAAAAGCCGCCCUUGAGGCUCAGAAUGCACUGCAUAAUAUUAAAACCUUAACUGGGAUGCAUCAUCCCAUUCAAAUGAAACCUGCAGAUAGUGAAAAAUCUAAUGCCGUGGAAGACAGAAAAUUGUUCAUAGGAAUGGUUUCAAAGAAGUGUAAUGAGAACGAUAUCAGGGUGAUGUUUUCCCAGCUCGGUCAAAUCGAAGAGUGCAGAAUUCUGCGGGGACCUGACGGGCUCAGCCGAGGCUGUGCGUUUGUCACGUUUUCUUCAAGGUCAAUGGCACAGAAUGCAAUCAAAGCCAUGCACCAGUCUCAGACCAUGGAGGGUUGCUCUUCUCCAAUUGUGGUGAAGUUUGCUGACACUCAGAAGGAUAAGGAACAGAGACGCUUACAGCAGCAGCUGGCACAACAGAUGCAACAGCUCAAUACUGCCACCUGGGGGAACCUCACUGGACUAGGAGGACUUACACCACAGUACUUGGCACUCCUCCAGCAGGCCACCUCUUCUAAUAACCUGGGAGCAUUUGGCGGCAUUCAACAAAUGGCAGGUAUGAAUGCUUUGCAGUUACAGAACCUGGCAACUUUAGCAGCAGCAGCUGCAGCAGCAGCACAAAACUCAGCAGCAACUUCGAAUGCAAACCCUCUCUCUGCAACCACUAGUGCCCUUGGAGCACUCACAAGUCCAGUUGCUGGUACACCAAACUCCAGUGCCGGGGCUGCCAUGAACUCCCUCGCGUCCCUGGGAACUCUACAGGGACUGGCUGGAGCUACUGUGGGAUUGAAUAAUAUAAAUGCACUAGCAGGCACCGUUAACAUGCCCAACAGUUACUCCACCCAUCUAGGUAUGGCGGCCCUUAAUGGAGGACUUGGUGCAACAGGGUUGACAAAUGGGACGGCAGGCACCAUGGAUGCUCUGAGCCAGGCAUACUCAGGAAUUCAGCAGUACGCUGCAGCAGCACUUCCAACCUUAUACAGCCAGAGUCUGCUCCAGCAACAGAGUGCAGCAGGCAGCCAGAAAGAGGGGCCAGAAGGUGGUAACCUGUUCAUUUACCACCUUCCCCAGGAGUUUGGAGAUCAGGACAUCCUGCAGAUGUUCAUGCCUUUUGGAAAUGUUGUCUCUGCUAAAGUCUUCAUUGACAAACAGACCAAUCUGAGCAAGUGCUUCGGUUUUGUUAGCUACGACAAUCCAGUCUCUGCACAGGCCGCCAUUCAGGCGAUGAACGGCUUCCAGAUCGGCAUGAAGCGCUUGAAGGUUCAGCUUAAGCGCUCCAAGAACGACAGCAAACCAUACUGAUCUUAGCACUAGAAGUUUACCGCUCUUAUCUUAGCUUUGCUAGGACAUCUUCAUGCCUGUUAGUUCAUCGUUUGCCUAGCAUGUCCCUGUGGCGUCCAAAAAAACAAAGUGUCAUCGUCCCGUCAUUGUUUCUGAUGUCUUUCUGACCUCACAUCAUAACUUGGUCCUCCUACUGACCUUUGACCUAGUUUGACCUUUUGAAUUUGCAUGUGACCUCAUCUAGCUAUGAUUAUUGGGAAGUUAAUGUGAAAGCAUAGCUGCAUUCAUACAAGACUGAAACUUUAGGGAAAAAAAUAACAGUAGUGAAAAAAAAACAAAAAACCUGUUACAAAAUGUUUUUGUUUUUUGUUUGUUUUUGUUUUCUUUCUUCUUUCAUUAAAGCAAACUUGAAAGUAUUAUACAGGGAUUGGCAUUCUGCCUGGUUGCUGGUACCAAUAGCAAUAUGUGUCCAGGAGCAAGGAAUGGCAGUUUCUAAGUUAAACAGACUACUUCUGCGCAGUUUGAAAAAAAAAAAACUGUCUGAUUAAAUAUAGAAUCUCUCUUAAAGCUCUGUAAUAGUUUUUACAUUUUUCAGGCAGUGUAAAGUUUUUUGAUAAGGCCAUUUUAAGUGGCUCACUUUCUCAUUAAAACUAUAUAUAGAACCACUUUUUUCUAGAAUAGUUUAAAGAAAAAAGAAGAUUUGCCCUGUUUUGGGGAAAAUGCUACCUACUUGUGUCACCUUUUGCUGAACUGAUUCACAGUUAGACAAUCCGUGGUUAAAUGCACAUGAAAUUACCUAUAUUUUAUACUGGUUAAAUGUAUAGAGAAAAAAGUAAUUGUAAACCGUAUUAACGUUGGUGCUUCUUGUGGAUUAAGUUGUGGUAUCAUCACGAGUCUUAAGGUCUAAGUGUUUCAUGUUUUUAAAGACAAGAUUAAAAUUCGGUUUACUUGAACAAUAGAAGCCUUUUUUCUUUCUUUUUUUUUAUUUUAAGCAAAAGUCGUAUUUGCUAAAUUUCUUGUGGAAAAUAAAUUCCUAAAAGAAAAAUGUGUGUGAGCUUGUGAAGCAUUGAUGUCAUUUUUUAUUUCUAUUGUGGAAAACGAUAUAAAUGUGUUUUAUUGUUCAGCAAAAUGUGAUUUUUUUUUUUCUUUUUAAAGAAAACUUAAAUCAGUGGAAUUUAGUGCCAAAUUCCAAAAGGUACUUCCUGCCUAGAGCUUCAGUGUGUUUCUUGUGAAAAGUUAUUUGAUAACAUGGGUAUUUUAUUACUUACGUGUUUUGUAUGAAUCCCUCAUAUUUAAGAAAAUAUAUAGAUUUAAAAAAAAAAAAAGUUUGUUAACUUGCUAUUCUGUGGUCUUGUUGCCUGAAAUUGUUAAUGUUUGUUAUUUCUCUUUUUGCUUUUAUGUAAGGUGUAAAAGUGCCCAUGUUUUGCUUUUUUGAACACCACACAGUAGUUCUGUGAAAGCAAACCUCACAAUCUACUUUCUUUUAAUAUAAUGUACGAAAAAAAACCCUAAAGGUGAGAAUCUCUAAAGCCUCCUAUCUGUUCUUCUCAAAGUCUUUGCUAGAACAACCCUUGCUAUUCGUUUUCACUUUCUGCUGUAGGAGUUUCACAUGUUUAAUCACCAGCCAACAAAGGGACAGGGGGCCAAAGUCAAAGCUAAGAAGUUUCCACCCUUUUCUUUAAAUUAAAAACACCUUUUUUGUUGUUGCUUUUGUGUUUAUAUGAGCUACAGGUGCUGCUCUGUUGUUGGUCUAAUAUCUUGUAUUCUGCCUUUUAAUAAAAUAAAGAGACUGAACUGAUUUUUAAGUCAAACAAAAGUGUUGGAGUAAGCCUUUAAAAUGCAACCAUAUUAAUGUGACACAGAGCCUUACUUUAACUUAAUUGCCUCUGCUGUUGUCCAGGGCAUGAGGGAGAAAUUAGUAUCUGCUUAUGUUCUUUGGGGACAUACUCAGUAUUUAUGAAAAUUGUUAGUCAAGAAACCAUGUUCACAGUUCAGAAUUAAUCUUUUUGGCUCAAUUAAAACCCAUUAAGACAUUUAGGAUGUAUUGCAACGAGUAAAGAUGUUUAUUUAAAAGGUGAAUGCUGUUUGACUUUUCUAAAUGCUGACAAUGGUUCGAUACAUUUCUGACAAAGCAGAUAAAGAGCAUUAACAGAGUGAAAGCCAACCUCCAUACAUCUUGAGCACAAUUUAAUUACAAGAUAGCAUCUAAAUUUUUAUACAAAUACUUAAAUUAUAUGUGUUACAAUUAAUAUUUAACUACUGAAAAUUCUUACAAUGAAACUCCUUCAGUGUUUAUUUUAUUUAUUUUAUUUUAUUUGCAUUUUUAGCUUGUUAAUUUUUUUAGUAUGGCAGAAAGUGUACAGUUAAUCAGUUUUCAGUUAUAAAUCUGGUAAUGCAUAGUGACAGUUGAUCGAAAUAUGGGCACAUAAACUAAGUCUAGAAGAUUUUUUUUUUGUUUUUCUUUAAGUAAACAAGCAGAACAAAAAAAAAAUUGUUCAAGGGCACUUUCUACAGGGAUUAACCUACUGUCUACAUGUUUAGAGCAUACUGUAUAUAUAAAAAUGUAUGAAAUUCAGCUUUCUGAAAAAGUGCCAUAUAUACAUGCUAUUCUGAUAGGUUCCUGAACUGCCAACAUUAUGACCCCAGACCUUGGUUUAAGUGCCCUUACGAAAUUACAAAAUGAGCAGGGACUGAAAAUGUUUGUCAAUGAAUUCUACUCUUGUAAUUAACACAAUGAAAUCUGCCUUCUAAUGUAAAGACUUGCUGCAGUAUCCCUCGCUUUUACACACUAGUUUUGCUAAAACUAUUAGGUAGUCUUCUCCUUUAGAGGACUGUUUUUGCACUCUUUCAACAACUUUUACAGUAACAAAAUAAGAUUAAUUUCUAUUAAAAGAACAGUCAAACAUGGUACUAUUAUUUUUAUAUCUUUCACUUUUGGUUUUGUCCCCUUCGAUGCAUGAGCAGUCAGCAGGUGAAAACGAUCGUUGCUGAGUAUUUACAAUUGAGUGCAUUGCAGAUCUGCUUCCUCAAAUGAACAAAUUCUGUUUAGCACAAAACACUUUAUUAUUUUCUCUGCAAAACGCUUCGAAAAUAGCAUGCACAUACACAAUGCAUGCAGAGUGUUAUUGAUUGGAACUCCCAUGUCAGUUUCUCCCAACUUGAACUGGUAUCCACUGGUGGAUAUUUUACGUCAGCAUGCACAAAACCUGUGACCUCAUCGUUAAUAUGUCUAAUGAGAGUCAGUAAAGGCCAUUGAUUUGUAAACUACAAUCACUAAGUCUCUCAAUCGGUAUUUUCAGAAGAUGAGAAAGCAUCUAGUAUGUUUUAAUAUUUAAAAGCACAAUAAAUGUACAGUCCUCAAAGGAGUACCAUUGAGCUUUCUCACCUUAGGGGUUAAAGUUUCCUGGCUUGUACUUUUAAAUCAUGUCACUGUUUUGUUAAUUAUCUUAAGUGCUAUUUAACAACAAAACUGUAUUUUCAUUGCAUUUUUUGGCGAAUGUCAAAUGGAAAAAAUGUAUUUGUGUUUUUCUGUGCUGUAAGAGCUGUUGUCAGUAGAUAAAUGCCAUUUUGUUUAGGAUUAUAAGAAUUAAAUAGUUUUAAGUAUUGUCUUGAGAAAAGCCAAAGUGAAUGCAUUUCAGUGGAAUAUGUAACAACGUUUGAGUGUGCUUUUUGUUGUUAAUGAUACAUUGGAUUCUAUUGUUUGAUGGAAUUUAAGUCAAAACAAGCGGGCGUUCCUAUUUCUACAACUGAUUGUACUUAUGCAUUUUGUACCAGUGGAACUUUUUAUACUGGAGAUUAAAGGAAAAAAAUAUUGGACAUUUCUGUGGCUUACUGUUGUGGGCCAGAUUGUGACUGAUUCCGAGUUUGAUUUCUGGUUGGUAUAAAGAAAGUUGGGCUUUGUUUUAAAGAAUUCUUUUAGAAGAACUUUGGCUUGCUUUCUUUUCUUUUUUUCGCUAAUACAUAGUAAUAGAAGUUUGUCUAAAACAAAGCGGUAAGUUUCACUUUAAUUACCUGUUGUGCAGUUACAUGAUAAGAUAGGGUUAGACGUAUUUAGUCACCUUCAGUGGAUAAAUGUAUUAGUUUAACAACAACAAAAAAAUAAUAAUUAGGGGUUUGCUUUUAGCUGUUUUAGAUCAACGUUUUUUCUGAUUCUCCUGUCCUCAUUGUGAACAUAACCGUGUAGUUGGAACAGUCAAACUUAUUUUUGUAACGUAUGUUAUUGUGUGAUGCAGUUUUUGCUUCUGUCUCCAAUAUUAAACCAUUUUUCCUAA